AUGAGAUACUCGACGUUAUCAAGCUCAAUAAGAUGUGCCCUGCAGCUCUCUGCAAAAAAUGAUAUUUAUUCAAGGAGAGGUAUCCAAUACUUCAGAACGUUAAUAAAUCAGCGUAAAUUUAAUACAAAACAAGUACCUAGUCCACCCAAACUUCCAAAAACAGAACAAGAUGAAUUCGAAAAAUUACAAAAGAUAGCUCAAACUCAAGUAAUUAUUGAUGGCUACAAUGAAGAAAUCAAGAACAACCCUACAAAAGAGAGUUUGCAGAAUGCUAUCUUAACCAAAAAUGACAUUGGUGGCUUUUCACCAGAGUUUAGAAAGACCAUCCCCGAGUUUGAAGGUGAUGUUAAUCCUAAGACAGGUGAAGUCGGUGGCCCUAAACAGGAUCCAUUAAGACACGGUGACUAUUCAUUCAAUGGUAGAGUUACCGAUUUUUAA
Messenger RNA from Tetrapisispora phaffii CBS 4417, 438 nucleotides. It is a transcript of the gene SDH8, whose product is annotated as Sdh8p. The record is from RefSeq and is a predicted model, not a curated record. NCBI's taxonomy places the organism in Eukaryota, Fungi, Ascomycota, Saccharomycetes, Saccharomycetales, Saccharomycetaceae. Gene Ontology annotation, biological process: mitochondrial respiratory chain complex II assembly. The transcript has a single exon. Gene Ontology annotation, cellular component: mitochondrion. Bases 1 to 438 code for a protein of 145 amino acids.